CAUUACUUGCUACUGUUUAGCUGGUCAUAAAGUUGAUUUAGUUUGCGUUUGCCGAUUUAAAAGUUACACUGUUGCGAAGAAAAUAUUCUACAAAAAAAACAGUUUUUACGUUUCACAGAUCAACUCAACGAUUUUUAAGUAAUUUUUUUUUGCUGAUUGCUUACGUAGUAAUUUAGAUAGUUAGAUUUACGAUUAUCGCGCUUGCGUCCGAUCCUUCGACAACUUGAAGAAAAUUCUUCAAAUUCCUGAAACUGAUUGCUUACUACGUCGAUCCUUUGAUAUACACUUGCGAUAACAGAUUUACGAUAUUUAUUGCAGAAAUACUACAAAGCAUCACUGACUACAAUAACGGAGGUCAAUGAAGUGUGAAGAGUUCUCUUUCAUAAGCGAUGGGUAAAGUUGCCACUGAGAAGCAGACCUUCUGCAGCUGUUGUCUCAAACCCUUCGAGAAACCCAAGAGGCUUCCAUGUGGUCACUGUGUCUGUGCUCACAGAGACAACCAAAAUUGCGCCGCACAAAUUUUAUCCUCACAAGACCGCGAGUGCCCUGUGACUUCAUGUCGCGAACAAGUGCCCCCCUCCAUAACUAAUGAUAUCAACUCGCUUCCGGACGUGCAAGUAGAUGCAAUGGGACACCCUCUGACUACUCUGGAAGAGAAAGAGAGAGUGGAAAGACAGAACACAUCGAGCACCGCACAAGUGGCGGCGAUGAGCAGCGAAGUGUCAAGAGGACCUCAGAGUAGUAGUCUUGUCGAAGACAUCAACGGGAACACGUUCAAGAAAGUGCUGAUUGUGGGCAAGACAGGGACAGGCAAAAGUAGCCUGUGCAAUGUGGUGGCAGGCAAAGCUCACGACGCAGACCUGUUCCCAGUUUCCGCCGAGGCACAAGGGUGUACCGGCACAACCACCUUUGGCAACGUCUUUUUUAAUGGAAUCAAGGAGACGCCCGUAUCCCUAAUUGAUACAGUGGGCUUCGACGACCCCGAAAGGGAUACGGACGCCACCAUAAUCUCCGACCUCGUGAUCAAACUAAGAACCAAAUGCGAUCAUGUGAACCUCUUUGUAAUAGCUGUGAAUGGACAAGAGCCUCGGCUAGAUGGGAGCCUCAUCGGAAUGAUUCGGAUUUUUGAAGGCAUGUUUGGUGCGAAGUUUUGGUCGCAAGCUGUGAUAGUUUUUACUCGGCUACGCAUGGAUUCCGGAAGCAUUGAAUCACGAAAACGAAUCACCAAACAAACCGACGCUGAUUUGGCGGCCAAAUACAUAAAGUCCGUGCAGGAUAAGUUUCCCAGAGGGAAGGGACUCAAAUACCACAUAAUAGACUCGUGCAGAGACACUAGUAAUCGGGAGGAGGAGGAGGCCUUCCAGAAGGCAAUGCAGGAGCUGUGGAAGAUGGUAGAAAGGGCGCCCCCCCUGAACACAGAAGAUGUGAAGAAGGUGGAGACAGAAUCGAGGAAACUGAAACGGGAAAUAGAAGAGAAGGAAAAGCGGCUGGCAGAAAUGGAGCAGCAGAGAAGAAAGGAGGAAGAACGCAGACAACAGGAGCUGAGAGAGAUGGAAAGACAAUUCUCGCAGCAGAUGGAAACUUUGAAGCGAAAAACUGAAGAAGAUCGUGAUAGAAUGGAGAAGAAACACGUGUCGGAGUUGGCGAAACUGGCCGCGGAAAGAGAGAAGGUUCGGGAAAUGUUAGAGGCGAAAGUUGAGAAGCUGAAACAAGACAUGACCAAUCAGCUGAUGAAGAAACAGGCAGAACACGACAAGUUGCAAAAACAGUUCGACGACCAAAGCAAGAAGGACAAACAGGCGCUUGAUGACAAACUCGAUAGAAUUCAGAAACAGCAAGAGGAGCUGGAGGCGAAGUUGGUAACUGAACAAAACAAUUCCAAGUUGGCGGACCAAAUUGAGCAGCUGAAGUUGCAGCAGCAAAAGAUGGAAGAGCAGUUCAAACGAGAGAGGGAGGAGCAAGAGGCGAAGCUGAAUGCAAAACAGGAGCAGAUUAAGAAGCAGGAGCGGGAAGUGGAGGAGAAGUUUGAGAGACAGAAGGCGGAGGAGAGAAAGAAGUUGGAGGCGAGAGUGGCGGAGGCGGAGGAGAAGUUGAGACAGCAGCAGAGUGUGGCAGCUGCCAAAGCACUGGCAGAGCAGAGACAGAAAGAGGAACUGGCCAACCAAGCUCAGUGGAAGAAGACUGCGGAGACAAUGUUGAGAGGAUCAGAAGGGAAGGGCACACAGAAGACAGCAGAGGAGAUCAUAAAUGCCUUAAUGAAUGCAGACCCUAAGAGCAGUUGGUUCAUCUAUGUCUAUGAUAAAAACGCUGACUAUAGUAUCAAGUGUAAAGAUGGAGUGGGUGAGACAGCAGAGUGGAAAAUGAACAAGACAGAGUACCCCUACAACAUGCACAUCUACACUGUCCCUAACUCAGACUACAACAGAAGAGAUGCAACUGAUGAGGAGAGGGAGAAGGCAGAGAGUGUGAUGAAGAGUGUGUUGUCUGAUAUGGAGAGUGUAGUGGGUAUGACGUCACAGAAGAUGAGGGAUGAGCUCAUCACCCGUCUGGGCAGAAGUGGACUCAAGUGGAUGUAUGUUGGAGUGGGGACAGAAGGUGGAUGUUGGUGUGAUUAUUGUAUUUUGAGUCGCAUUGUUUAUACACGUGGCUCCAUCUACGCUAUUUACAUCUACCUAGGAGACUAAACAUGUAGCACCAGUGGACUACUUCAACCUCACUCCAUUGGAUACUCUAAUACACACUCAUCCACUCUACCAUCCUUCUUCACUCCAUCAACCCAUCUCUCUCUCUCUCUCUCUCUACUCAAGUGCUAUGCUAUAUUCUCAACACAUCGUCACUAUCUCUCAUUUCCAUAUCGCCAUCUCAUGAACUACCACAAUAUAUAACAACACUUUUAAUGUUUUAUGUUUCCCUGUUUUCCCACACACCGCCUUGCCUUGUUCACCAGUUAAGCCAACUUCACAGCCCAUGAAUUAAAUUCAUUUCUAAUUCCUCUCAUUGUCCAAAUUACUUCAAAUUGAUCAAAAUGAAAUGACAUAUGUUUUCAUUAUUGCAGAGAUGUAAUUCAUUUUCUCCAGCAUUAGCCAUCAUUAUUUUAAUAAUAGUCUCAUCACCAUUUUUAAUGUUCAUUUUUUCUGCUCAUAUGCAAUCGCUUUGGAGCUCUGUAAAAUAUAAUCUUUAAUUCAAACCAGGUAAAUUUGUCAAAAUUCAAACUGACUUAUUUUAACGCAAAUAAUUCUUUUCCUUUAAGCCCUGAGAGCAAUUCUGAUUCUAACUGAAAACAUAAUCUCGGGUUGCAAUCAAACAUAGAUAAAUUAAAAAUUCAUUUUCUUCAGCACUAUUACAGAAAAAAAUCAGCUUUGCUCUGAGAUAAAUCAUAAAUUACUGCUUCAGUACCUAAAGUUUUUUUCCCUGUCACUGAUAUGACAUCUGCAACAUUGAUGAUUGGAGAGGAUGAAUUCUGCAAAGUCAGUGUGCAAAUUUCCCAAACAGUACUGGAGAAGAGCCUACUUAUUUCAGCUAUAUAUUCUAUUGCUAAAAACCUAUCUUAAUUUCUAAUUAUAAAUUAGUAUUGGAGGUUUUUGCAGCGCCGGUGAAAACUCCAGUUGAAACUGUUGAAAAAACAAGAGAGAAAAAAACGUCUGAAGUAGCUGCACAAACUAUACCAACAAUUGAAGUUUUUCGUCUA
This is a messenger RNA of Symsagittifera roscoffensis, 3688 nucleotides long. RefSeq names its product titin homolog. Lineage: Eukaryota; Metazoa; Xenacoelomorpha; Acoela; Convolutidae. The record is from RefSeq and is a predicted model, not a curated record. The coding region runs from base 390 to 2684 and encodes 764 amino acids. The transcript has 7 exons. Gene Ontology annotation, molecular function: GTP binding.